Juglans regia (Persian walnut) is the source of this 2949-nucleotide messenger RNA. Its product is annotated as sucrose synthase 7-like. Gene Ontology annotation, biological process: sucrose metabolic process. Gene Ontology annotation, molecular function: sucrose synthase activity. NCBI's taxonomy places the organism in Eukaryota, Viridiplantae, Streptophyta, Magnoliopsida, Fagales, Juglandaceae. The transcript is spliced from 15 exons. The coding region runs from base 74 to 2779 and encodes 901 amino acids. The record is from RefSeq and is a predicted model, not a curated record.
ACCAUCUGGGUUCUUAGCCUUUCUGUUUUUUCAAAGGUAUCUUGUUCAUAUUUCUGUUGCUUUUCUAGACAAAAUGGCUUCUGAGAAAGUCCUCAAGCGAUCAAAUUCAAUUACAGAUAGCAUGCCGGAUGCAUUGAAGCAGAGCCGCUAUUAUAUGAAAAGAUGCUUUGCGAGGUUUGUCGCAUCAGGAAAAAGAUUGUUGAAAUCCCAACACAUAAUGGAGGAACUGGAAAAGAUCAUUGAAGACGAACAUGACAGAAGCAAGGUCUUGGAGGGCAUGCUUGGUUACAUCCUGAGUUCCACUAAGGAGGCGGCUGUGGUUCCACCAUAUGUUGCUUUUGCUGUAAGACCUAAUCCCGGAUUCUGGGAAUUCGUUAAGGUGAACUCCGAGGAUCUGUCAGUAGAUGGUAUCACUGCUACGGAAUUCUUGAAGUUUAAAGAAACGGUCUUCGACGAAAACUGGGCAAAUGAUGAAAAUGCUUUGGAGAUAGAUUUUGGAGCCAUUGACUUCACAACUCCUCGCAUGACCCUUUCUUCUUCUAUCGGUAAAGGUGUUGGCAUCGUCUCAAAGGUUGUGUCCUCAAGGCUACAUGGGAACCCUGAGAGUGCAAAGUCAUUGCUUGAGUACUUACAGGCCCUAAAUCAUCAAGGAGAGAAUCUAAUGAUAAAUGGAACUCUAGAUACGGUCUCUAAGCUUCAAAAUGCACUAGUUGCAGCUGAAGUAUAUGUCUCUAUAUUUCCCAAAGACACCCCAUUUCAAAAUUUUGAGCAGAGGUUUAAAGAAUGGGGCUUUGAGAAAGGGUGGGGGAAUACUGCAGAAAGGAUUAAGGAGACAAUGAAGAUUCUUUCUGAGGUACUCCAAGCACCAGACCCCACAAAGCUGGAGCUGUUCUUUAGCAGGCUUCCCACCAUAUUCAACAUUGUUAUUUUCUCUCCUCAUGGCUACUUUGGGCAGUCAGAUGUCCUGGGAUUGCCAGAUACUGGUGGUCAGGUGGUUUACAUUCUUGAUCAAGUAAGAGCAUUAGAAGAAGAAUUGCUCCUCAGAAUUAAGCAGCAAGGUCUUGUUAUGAAGCCUCAGAUUCUUGUGGUAACCAGACUUAUACCGGAGGCUCGAGGUACAACGUGCAACCAGGAAUUGGAGCCUAUUGUCAACACUAAGCAUUCUAACAUCCUUAGAGUCCCAUUUAGGACAGAGAAUGGGGUUCUCCGCCAAUGGGUUUCCCGUUUUGAUGUCUACCCUUACCUUGAGAGAUAUGCCCAGGAUGCUACUGCUAGGAUCCUCGAACACAUGGAAUGCAAACCGGACCUCAUCAUUGGGAACUACAGUGAUGGAAACUUGGUCGCAUCUUUGAUGGCUAGCAAGCUUGGAAUAACUCAGGGAACUAUUGCUCACGCUUUAGAAAAAACCAAGUACGAGGAUUCAGAUGCCAAAUGGAAGGAAUUGGACCCCAAGUACCACUUUUCAUGUCAGUUCACAUCGGACAUAAUCUCAAUGAAUGCAGCCGACUUCAUCAUAACAAGCACAUAUCAAGAAAUUGCUGGAAGUAAGGAUAGACCUGGACAGUAUGAAAGCCAUGAAGCAUUUACGAUGCCGGGACUUUAUCGGGUAGUCUCGGGCAUCAGUGUCUUUGAUCCAAAGUUCAACAUUGCAGCCCCUGGGGCUGAUCAAUCUGUCUACUUCCCCUACACGGAGAAACAGGUGCGUCUGACCGAUUUUCACCCUGCCAUUGAAGAACUACUAUACAGUAAUGAGGACAACAAUGAGCACAUAGGAUAUUUGGCAGACAGGAACAAACCAAUCAUCUUCUCGAUGGCACGACUGGAUACAGUGAAAAACAUUUCAGGACUAACUGAAUGGUAUGGAAAGAACAAAAGGUUGAGAAGUUUGGUAAAUCUUGUGGUUGUAGCAGGGUUUUUUGAUCCGGCCAAAUCGAAGGACAGAGAAGAAAUUGCAGAAAUAAAAAAGAUGCACGCCUUGAUAGAGAAAUAUGAACUCAAGGGUCAGAUCAGAUGGAUAGCAGCUCAAACGGACAGAUAUCGCAAUGGAGAGCUGUACCGAUGUAUUGCAGAUACAAAGGGAGCUUUUGUGCAGCCUGCAUUGUAUGAGGCUUUUGGCCUAACAGUCAUUGAGGCAAUGAAUUGUGGGUUGCCUACCUUUGCAACAAAUCAAGGAGGCCCAGCAGAGAUUAUUGUUGAUGGGGUCUCAGGAUUUCACAUCAACCCACAAAAUGGUGACGAAUCGAGCAACAAGAUAGCUGAUUUCUUUGAAAAGUGCAAGACGGAUCCUGAAAACUGGAACAAUAUCUCAAAAGCCGCUCUCGAGCGCAUAUACGAAUGCUACACAUGGAAGAUUUAUGCAAACAAGCUGCUGAACAUGGGAGCAACCUAUGGAUUCUGGAGACAGUUAAACAAGGAACAAAAGCUAGCUAAGCAAAGAUACAUUCAAAUGUUUUACAAUCUCCAAUUCAGGAAUUUGGCAAGGAAUGUUCCCAUCCCCAGUGAAAAGCCCCUACAACCAACACCAGCAGCAGCAAUAACUACACCCAAGCAACCAUCACAAAAGCAACAACCAACACUAGCAGCGCCAUCCAAGUCUAAACAACCAUCGCCAAUGUCGGCAACUGAAUCUCAGCCAACACCAAGGAAAGAAGGUUUAGAGCAGCAGCAGCUUGGCAAUCCACAAGCACGAUGCCCUUGGAGUUGGUGGUGCUUCCUUAUGUUGGGUUCUCUCUUUGCCCUUUAUUACCUACUAAUGAAGUUGUAUCGUCGGUUCGAAUAAUCAAAGGGAAAAUAAGAUGAAGCGACGAGAAAGAUCAUUUACUUUCUCAAUAUGUAAAGGUCCCUGUAUAAAAUAAGAUGUCUUUGGCAACGUUCUUUCUGUUUAAGACAAGUUCAUUGUAAAGAUCUUUGUUGCUUUGCUUGUAAUGUAAAAUAAAUUUGGUGUAUCAA